Molecule: messenger RNA, 712 nt
Organism: Drosophila melanogaster (fruit fly)
Lineage: Eukaryota; Metazoa; Arthropoda; Insecta; Diptera; Drosophilidae
Exons: 2
Coding region: 112-504 (130 amino acids)
Source: RefSeq, marked reviewed
CGCUUCAAAGUUUUCAUUUUUGGAAAAUUUACGAUUUAACGUUAAAGUGGAGCAAAACAAAAAAAGCCUUAUAUACUCGCUGGUACAUAUACGUAUGUACUACUUAAAAGAAUGGAAACUUUGAACACGACCAAAAUCCCACUAAGUAAGUGUACGCCCAGUUCAGUUCGGUUUGGGUACCGGGAAUAUCCUCCGAGGUUCCAGGUUAGCCCGGGUCCUCCAUGCUCUCCAUGUUCUCCUGGCUCUCCGACAGGGUUCAGCUGCACCAGGUGUGCCCGUGCCCGGGUGUCUUCCACCUUUCGGUUUCCAGCCCCGAAACCGGAAUCUACGAUUGAAUUUCAGACAGUAUACGGCAUCCAGGCACCCAGGCACCCAACCACCCAAACCACCAUCCGGCGACCAAGGAAAACGCAAAGGCUUUUGCAAUUUUUAUGUGCAAUUUUUUACAUGAGAACCAAAGGCGGUACGAAGUGUCGCUUGUGGCUCGUUAAGGUUAAGGGGUGAAGGGUGUUUUUUUUCCUAUUUUUUGGGUGGUGCGGACUAGCUGUUGGGCUGCCACUGAUAACCGUGGAGUGGAUUAGUCUUUGGAUAUCAUUUGCAGCGUGAUCGUAGUACCCAUUUCCAAAAGAUUCACUAUAUGUGAAAAUUCAUAUAUUCCUUAAAGUAUUUUUAUAACAAUAAAAAAAGCAUCUUUAGUGUCCUUUUUAUAACU